Molecule: messenger RNA, 2133 nt
Organism: Spirodela intermedia
Lineage: Eukaryota; Viridiplantae; Streptophyta; Magnoliopsida; Alismatales; Araceae
Source: the annotation of a GenBank genome assembly
AUGGACAAAGCAGCCGCCCACGUCCAGCGUCUUUGCGAGGCGGGACGGUUGCGGGAGGCUCUCGCAGCCUUCUACGCUCUGGACUCCGCCGCGGCGCCGCCGCCGGAGUCCGCCUACGCCGCCCUCUUCCACGGCUGCGCCCGGCACGGCCUCCUUGCAGACGGUGAGGUCCUCCACCGCCACAUGCUCUCCUCCUCCUCCGUCGCCACCCCCCCGAGCCUCUUCCUCUCCAAUCACCUCGUCAACAUGUACUCUAAAUGCGGCCGCCUCAACACUGCCCGAAAACUGUUCGACGAAAUGCCCCGCAGGAACCUAGUCUCCUGGACCUCCCUCCUCACAGGGUACAGCCAGCACGGGAAGCACGAGGACUGCUUUCGCCUCUUCGCCGCCAUGCUCCCCCGCCACCUCCCCAACGAGUUCGCCCUCGGCAGCGUCCUCAGCUCCUCCGCUGCAGCCGGCAACCCCAGCUGGGGUCGCCAAGUCCACGCCCUCGCCUGCAAGACCGCCCUCCACUCCGUCGUCACCGUGGGCAACGCCCUCAUCACCAUGUACUCCCUCUGCAACGACGACGAAGAAGAAGCAUGGCGGGUCUUCCUCACCACGCCUUGGAGGAACGCCAUCACCUGGAACGCGAUGAUCUCAGGCUUCCAAACCAGGGGCCAACUCGACCGCGCUCUCAGACUCUUCUCCGGCAUGCGGCGAGAAGGGCCGCCGUGCGACCACUGCACGCUGGUCAGCGCCGCCGCAUCCUGCUCCAACCUCCACCAAUGCCGCCUCCUGCAGUCCCUCGCCACGAAGACCGGCCUCGCCUCCCGAACCGAAGUCGCCACCGCGCUCCUCAGAGCCUACUCCGUUGCCGGUGGCGAGCCAGACGAGCUCUACAAGCUAUUCUCCCAGUCCCCGCGGAAAGAUCUCAUCUCCUGGACGAGCAUAAUCGCCGCCUUCACUGAUCACCAAGAGGCCGCCCUCCUCCUCUUCUCUAGGCUCCGCAGGGAGGAGGGAUUCUCCCCGGACAAGUACACCUUCUCGGCCAUGGUCAAGGCCUGCGCGAGCUCGCCGACCGAUCGCCAAGUCUCCGCCCUACACGGCCUCAUUACCAAAUUCGGUCUAGCCGGCGACCUGGUCCUCUGCAACGCCCUCAUCCACACCUACGCCCGCUGCGGCAGCGUCGGGCCAGCGGAGCUCGUCUUCCACCAGAUGCCCACUAGGGACGUGGUAUCGUGGAACUCCAUCAUCAAGGCCUACAGCCUGCAUGGCCGCGGCGCCGCCGCCCUGAGGGCCUUCUCCGCCAUGGACGUUCACCCCGACGCCGCCACCUUCGUCGGCCUCCUCUUCGCUUGCAGCCACAGCGGGAUGGUCGACGAAGGGCGGGCCAUUUUCUCCGCCAUGGCCACCGAACACGGCGUUGCUCCCCAGCUGGACCACUUCGCAUGCAUGGUGGAUCUGCUGGGCCGCGCCGGCCACCUAGUGGAGGCCGAGGAGCUGAUCGGCCAGAUGCCAAUGGCGCCCGACCCGGUGGUCUGGAGCGGGCUCUUGGGAGCUUGCAGGAAGCACGGCGACUUGAGAAUUGCAGAGAGAGCGGCUCAGAUGUUAGUGGCCAUGGCGCCUGGGAGAUCUGCUGGGUAUGUUCUGAUCUCCAACAUGUACUCUGAACAGGGUAGCUUCAGAGAUGCCGCUCCUCUUUGGAAAGGCAUGAAGGAGUCGGGGGUGAAGAAGGUGGCGGGUCUCAGCUGGAUUGAGGUGGGGAACAGGGUCCAUGAGUUCUCUGUGGGCGGCCACCGCCACCCUCAGAUUAAGGCCAUACUGGGAGAGCUGAAGCUGAUUGUGGAGAAGGUGAAGGAGAUUGGGUAUGCCCCAGAGACGAGCUUGGUGCUGCAUGAUAUUGAGGAGGGGCUGAAGGAAGAACAGCUCUACUGCCACAGUGAGAAGUUGGCUCUGGUUUUUGGGCUCAUGAAUGCCCCAGAUUCCCAAAGUUGCAUCAAGAUUAUGAAGAAUAUCAGGAUAUGUAUGGACUGCCAUAGGUUCAUCAAGCUGGUUUCUAAGUGCGUGAGUAAGAAGGAGAUCGUCGUGAGGGAUGCCAACCGUUUCCACCACUUCAAAGAUGGGGUCUGCACCUGUGGAGACUACUGGUGA